Molecule: messenger RNA, 663 nt
Organism: Ceutorhynchus assimilis (cabbage seed weevil)
Lineage: Eukaryota; Metazoa; Arthropoda; Insecta; Coleoptera; Curculionidae
Source: the annotation of a GenBank genome assembly
AUGAUACACAAUAAGUGUAAUGUACCGGUGACCGACUUGCCCGAAGCUGAUCGUGUCCGGGACGAUCCGGACGAUGCUGACAUUCUCAAGCAGCCUGGUGAAGAGGAAAAUCCAGGCCAGCUAGAAGACGACGUCGAUGACGUUCCUCAAUCGUCAUGGCAGUCGCAGCAUAGGCAGACAAAACGUCCAGGCUGUUGGACUUCCAAAAAUGAGUGUAGGUGGAAAUUUCCAAAGACAAGAAAUCAAAUAUCCUUCUUCUACAAGCGACCGCACGGCACCGAGCUGUAUCAUCGCGGUCAGGAUCUUGUGGUAGACAACAGUUGGAUUAUUCCGUAUAAUCCGACUUUGUUGGUCCGCUACAAUUGUCAUAUCAAUCUUGAACUGUUCGUAGGGAAUCCUAUUCAAAUUUGCCGGCAUAGCAAUGCGUAUAUCAACAAGGGUCUUGAUUCAAUCAAUUUGAGGUGCGUGGAAUUCGGAUUUGAUGAGACCACUAACACGGUCAUUUGGGACGAGCCAGCGGCCUACGUGAAGAUGAGGAACAUCGGCCCUCACGGGGCCAUCUACAGAAUUCUGGGUUUGUCAUGUUUUCAGAUCAGUCAUUCUGUUGUCACUCUUCCGGUUGAUUUGGAAAAUGAGCAGUUCGAGAUUUUUUAUGAGGUUUAG